UAUGGCGAAGCGUCUCUUACAGUUGGUUACACGGUAGUAUUCGCUACCUUUUUUCAUUUCCCUCUAAAUCAAAAUCCAUGGCAAAUCCAUGGAUUCGAACAACCUGAAGUACACCCUUCUCCUGUUCUGUGUUGUAGUCGGACAGUUCAGGGAAUCGCUGGCUGUUGGCUGUUUUUCUGGGGCAGACUGUGAUGUUGGCGAAUACUGCAACCAUGCCUUUCGAUGUCAAAGGGAAAUAAUUUUUGACUCAGAUUACCCAUCCUACCACAGACAACAGUCACGAGAAAGAGUCCAUAAUUUUAAUGAUUAUCCACAAAGCUUCGAUGACAGAAGAGAGGUUGCAGCAGGUCAGGAGGAUGACUCAGAAUGGAUGGAUGAAUAUGAGUACAAACUUGAAAAAGGGGAGAGAAAUUUGAGACUUAAUGUACCUUUAGCAAACAAUGAUGAUCACCACAAUAGAAGAAUUUUUCAUGAAGACCAUGGGCCUUUACCACCAGAGGUCCCUGUGAAUUGGGACAAGAUCAACAGCAAAAAUGGGGGAAACUUUAGAUCAGAUAAGAGACAUCAAAAGACUGCUGAUUAUGACAGUUAUGAUAAUUUCAAAGCAAGGAGACUUAUACGACAUAGACAAGAUUCCAGUAGUGACACUGUAGGAAGUAGACAUGAUAUUAAAGAUUCCUCCCAAGGAAAUGCCAAACCUAAUAUAGGAAGGUCAUCCAAGAAAAGCUCUGUUUUCAACUCAGAGGGAAACAGUGGAGUGAGGUCUGAGGAGAAAUCAGAGGAUGCAAAUUCUUAUAUUGGUGAAAAGAAGGUAUCACAUGUACCCCUCGCAACUGGGAUGGAUUCAAUAAUGGCAGACAAUUCCCAUCUCCAAGGGAACCAGUUACAGACAGAAAAAGCGGCUUUUACAGAAGAGGCAGCAGCAGCAGACACCAAGGUUGGUGCAGGAAAGGUCAUGGUGAAGGGAAAAGUCCAACAAGUCAAAGCUGACAUUGAUCAGGGGCCAAAUCCAGAGAAGACUUACAAGCGAGUGGAAGAUUUCUUUCAGUCUCAGAGAGAAAGCUCUAUUGUUGAAGUUCCAAAUUCUGUCAAAAAAGAAGAGGCUUCAAAGUUGUUCAAGGACAACUUUAUACCUGUAAAAGAAGAUGGUAGUGACCAGAUAAACAAGGAGCAAGAUGAUUCCCCUUUGCACAAGGAUGGAGAAAUAAAGCUGUCUCUGAACAGAAAAGUUGAAGAUUCCAAUGUCCAUGUAAAGAUGGCACAGACAAAGUACACACUUGAAAAACCCGAGGAUGUUGCAGAAAGGAUUAAAAAAGAGCCCAGUGUUAAGAGUGAUGUUGCCCAGAACAGUGGGUUAGAGAUUGUUUCAGCUGAUUUUGAAGAUGCCUCGAACAAGGAUGUGAAGGGACAACCUCAGAGGUCUGUGGAAACUCAGCAACCAAAGUAUUUCCUUAUAACGAUCAUUGUUGUGGGCUGUGUGACUGGAGUGAUUCUGACAGCAGUUGCAAUUUAUCUCAUAAUGAGAAGGCAUAAUGAAGCUAACUUCAAACCAGUCACUCUUCCUGGCCAAGAAGCAGCUGCUGAUUACCAGGAACUGUGUCGUCAACUGCGAGCAACACAAGGGUGGGACAGUACACCAGCAAAGACCACACAUUUACAGCAUGGGGAAAAGGAGAAAGGACUGGGAAGUGGAAGAGCACCUAAAUACUCCUGGAGUGAAGAGCCUGUUGUACCCAACAUGGACAUUUCUACUGGACAUGUUGUUUUGUCCUACAUGGAGGACCAUCUUAAAAACAAAGAUAGGCUGAAUAAAGAAUGGGAGGCGUUGAAAACAUAUGAAGCUGAGCCUAACAGCAGGGAAGUUGGAAAGCUGGAGAAGAAUGCAAGAAAGAACCGUUACAGUGAUGUUUUGCCCUAUGACCAUAACAGAGUUCUACUAAAAGAGACAGCAAGUGCCACAGGGUCAGAUUACAUCAAUGCAAGUUAUAUUACGGACCAUGAUCCCAAGAAUCCUACCUAUAUUGCAACCCAGGGACCUGUGGCUCACACUGUAUCAGACUUCUGGCAGAUGGUGUGGGAACAAGGUGUUGUUGUCAUUGUUAACCUGACAAAACUUUCAGAUCUUGGACUGCCUCAAUGUCACAGAUAUUGGCCUGAAGAGCAGCAACCAAUUGUAACCUAUCGCAUUUAUGAGGUUCACCUUGUCUCUGAACAUAUAUGGUGUGAAGAUUACUUAGUACGAAGUUUCUACUUGAAAAACCUAAAGACUAGUGAAACAAGAACAGUCACCCAAUUUCAUUUCCUUACUUGGCCUGAUCUUAAUGUUCCUUCAACACCAAAGCCUCUUCUGGAAUUCAGAAGGAAAGUGAACAAAUGCUUCAGAGGCCGAGCCUCUCCUGUCAUUGUACACUGCAGUGGAGGAGUUGGAAGGACUGGAACCUACAUACUGAUCGAUAUGGUGCUGAACAAGAUGAUGAGAGGAGCCAAAGAAAUUGACAUUGCAGCCACUGUAGAGCAUCUCCGUGACCAACGCCCUUCCAUGGUUAAAACUAAGGCUCAGUUUGAAUUUGCCUUGACAGCUGUUGCAGAAGAGGUGAAUGCAAUCUUACAAGCUCUUGCCAAGUGAUAAUCAGUGACUGGAAAAAGAAGUAUUAUAUCAAUUUAAUUUAGUAAUUUGGGAAUUUCACUCUGUUGAGUUAGGUCUAAAAAGGCCAGGCAACUACUUUUUGUGAAUUUGGUGAUGAGCUGUUUGUUUUGACCAAAAAAUUUCUUCAGAUCUUUGUUUAUAUGAUUUUUAUGACUGAAAAAAGGUGAAAGGUAUCAUUUUAGUGAUAACAAAUUUUGUUGACCCAGAAAGUACGAAUUUUUUCAUGUUUUGAGGCAGAGCCCUAUUAACUCCUAAAAAGAGUUACUACUGAGAUCUUGGGAGUUAAAGGGUCAAGAAAAAAAGAAAAAUUAAGUUAUUCUUUCCUUUAAGUUUUCAUUUUGAAAAAUGAGAAGAGCUUUUUGAAUAUGUUUUCAGUCAUCUUUCUGUAUGAAAGUGGAUCUGUUUUGCUCAGGAAAGAUGUAGAAGUGGGAGAGUUUUGUUUUACGUUCUCUCCUAAGUCUUUUCAUUUUAAUAGGAAAGAAUGACUUACGUAUGGAGGGAUUUAUUCCAAUGUAAUUUAGUUCUGGUUGUAGAUAUUCCUUAGUUUGCAAGAUAUUUAUCUGAAAAGAAAGAGAGUGUAUGCCCCGAGGGUUUUAUCGGUGUUUCUCCAAAGUGGAUUAGAAAAGAAUCCAAUGGGGAGAAAACUUUUUCUUUUUGCAGAGGUACUUCUUAAUACGUUCUGCUCACAAAUGUACCUCUGUCAACUUUGAAGGAAUGAAUUUAUCUUUGUGUGAUAACACAAAAAAUAUAUAUUGAUUUGUGAAUUAAUUGUUUUGCAUGAUGAUGUGACAUAGAAUUCUUUCUUUGUGGGUAAUUAGAAACCAGAUUUGUGUUGAAGAAUUCUUAAUAACAAUUCGUUUUAACUCAAGAAUGCGAGGCAAUCUACUUUUGGUUGACAUUUCCAUCCUAUUUCUGGAGUGGAUAAAGAUUGAUUGGACCAUCAAAGGGCUUAAUGAAGGUUUUACACAUUUUGAAGAAAUUUAGUUGUUGAUCAAGAAAAUACUCGAUAGUUAGUAUGAAUAGAUUUGAAUUUCUAAUUUACUGGAAAUUUUUAGGCGAUUCCUUCGCCUCAGAGAUAUAAUUUUAUGUCACAAUAUCACAAAGUAAGGGGAACUGUAUUCAUUUGAGAUGUUUCAGGUGCUUAACCACAGCAGUAAAGUAAUCUUUUUACUGACGUUGAUCGUUAUUUUCCAAUGUUUUCUGUAUUAUAAUUUUUACUCUUAAAUAACCCAUAGAAAACGUUGGAAUGGAGAUAUGACAGGAGUCUUAGGGACAUUGAAGUAAUAACCAAAGAAAAAACUAGAGAAUAGCUAUUAGUUUUAGGGAGAGAGGUUGAGAAAUUCUUCAUGUUUCUUAGACACCUGGGGGAGGGGGGCUCAUUUGUUUGACACUGGAAAACAAUUUUUCUGUGGGUUUUUUUUCUAAGGAAAGUCAAAACAUGCCUCUGGUGUUCUUGUAGAACUCUUCCAAAACUUUUGUUUUGUCAGAAAUGAUGAGACUUCGAUCUUGCUAAAGUGGUACAUAUAUGGACCAAAAUCUUUAUUCUUAUCUUCGUGAACUUAGCUUCUCUCGUACUCAGAUAAGUGUUGGUGCAAUUUUACAGGAUCACGGAAGAUGUUUUGCCUUUCCAAAAUACAAUCGCAACAUCAGAAAGAGAUAUAUAACCACCAAAGAAUGAUAUAUGCCAAAUAUGAAAAACGUUCUGAAAUUCAAACCGCUUAACCUCGUUUCCCGUAACACUAGAUGUAUAAAAGUUACAAAAGGACGAUAUUAUUUUUAUUUAUAUUUUUUGAGAAUGACUCAGGGAAUUAUUAGUUUGGUAUUCUGCGUAAUGUAAUGUAAUGUUCCCGCUAUGGGACAAUAUUAAGUGGCGUAACAGUUAAACUUAUAUAGGGAUAUCAUUUAUGCACUGUUCAGCUUACAAAUGUUUCUUCACGUCACGUCAGGUAAUAAGUUAGUGAUGGGCAUUUCGAUUAAGUGUCGUUAAAUCAAAAUAAUCAGGACAGCCAAUCAGAAUGUAUGAAUUAUUGCGAGGAGCUAGUGGAAACUCGUAGCUGGUUCAAGCGCGGGAAACGCGGGUGACCAAGUGGCUGUUGGUUUUAGUUUUGACUUUGAUUGGUUGGGAGCAUGGCAUGAUUUUUCUCCAAUCAAAGAACGCGGAGAAGCAAAAUACAAUACAAUCUUAAUGCAGUCGCAGGGUAUUCUUCACAUUCACUACAUUUCCUGACUUGGAUGUAAAACUAUGUUAAAUCAGCAUUCUGAUACCUGUUGUCUAAAAGACGUCCAGUUUAUGAAAAUUACUUUAAAUCCUCAUUGAAAUUGAUGGUUAGGUCCUAAGGGUUCCUCUGUCGGUCCGUUUUCCGCACACGAGUGCGUGAGUUGCACCGACUGCGGUGAAGAUGCAGAGGAAUUUGAAUCUUAAUAAGUUGUGUCUACAUCAAUCUCUCUGGGAACGAUUAAAUAAAAUUGAACUUUACUGAACUAA
Molecule: messenger RNA, 5132 nt
Organism: Pocillopora verrucosa
Lineage: Eukaryota; Metazoa; Cnidaria; Anthozoa; Scleractinia; Pocilloporidae
Source: RefSeq, a predicted model, not a curated record